AAAUCCACCUACUUCCCAGUCAUCCGGCAAUGGGCCACUGCUUACACAUCUCAACACCUCACCCUCGGUCAACGAACAACCUCCCCCGUGGAGUCCUCGAACCGCAUGCUCAAGAGCUUCGUUGUCACUGGGAAGAGCACGGUCAAGGAUGUUUUUGACCGUACUUUUGAUAUGGUAGCCGUCAUGGAGAAGAAUGUGAAUGAAGCCAGGCGCUUUGAAAAGGACCACUUGCGGAGGGAUUUCAUGGGUAUGAAGCUUCUGGGCGAAACCCCUACAAGAAUUGCCUGGAAACCACUUGACAGUGUAGUACAACACUGUCGCCAGCUUCAGAAGUACAAGGUGUUUGCCCGCAAUCCCGAACCCGACGAGAUUCCUGCUUGUACAGGUAGAUUCACUGCCAAUAAGGGACUUCCCUGUCUUCACUUGAUUCACCAAGUACAGAAGAACAACCAGGUCCUUGAGCUCAAGGAUUUCCAUCCUUUUUGGUGGUUGGAAAGGUCGUUAGUUGACGAGGACCGGUAUUUGCAGUACCAGGAUUUUGACCGUGUGACGGUGCUCAGGUGCAGACCCAGGGGCUCUGAUGCCUUUGCCCCUGAUGCCACCGCACCCAGGUCAACAGUGCCACUGGGCCUUCAGGUCCAACCAACACCUACCCCUUCACCCCCAUGCAUACAAAGAACCAACCCUCAACUUCCCAGUACGACAGAUCUGCGGCAAAGUUUAAGGCGAACAGCGUCCCAGUGGGAAGCUGCAGAUCUGGAAGGCGAUGAUGCAGCAGAUGCUGCAAAUACAACUGUAUCUCGGCCAGCCACAGUGAACGGUUUGGGCACUGUUGAACAAGCCGUUGCCAGGGCGAACCAGAAAUCCAGGGGCUCCAGGGGCAACAGAGGUGGUGCCAGAGGUGGUGCCAGGCAACGGGUACCCAGGGCCACACAGCGGGAACCAGCAGCUGCAAGCAGUACGCCGGCCAGUACACCUGCGCCCAGUUCAACUAAGCCCAGUUCAACGGCACUUACUAGAACACGUACAGGUCGGGUGGCGAAGCCCAGUGCCAAGGCCCGGCAAGCGAUGGAAGGUGACGUGUAA
Podospora anserina S mat+ is the source of this 1086-nucleotide messenger RNA. RefSeq lists its product as uncharacterized. The transcript has a single exon. The record is from RefSeq and is a predicted model, not a curated record. The annotation marks the transcript as partial. Lineage: Eukaryota; Fungi; Ascomycota; Sordariomycetes; Sordariales; Podosporaceae.